Molecule: messenger RNA, 324 nt
Organism: Penaeus indicus
Lineage: Eukaryota; Metazoa; Arthropoda; Malacostraca; Decapoda; Penaeidae
Product: rRNA 2'-O-methyltransferase fibrillarin-like
Exons: 5
Source: RefSeq, a predicted model, not a curated record
GGAGGAGGAGGAGGAGGAGGAGAGGGAGGAGGAGAGGGAGGAGGAGGAGGAGGAGGAGAGGGGGGAGGGAGGGGAGGAGGGGGGGCAGGGGGAGGAGGGGGAAGGGGCAGGCUGCCACAAGAGAGGAACUUGAGGGGGAGGGGGAAGGAAGGAGGAGGAGGAGGAGGAGGAGGAGGAGGAGGAGGAAGAAGAGGAGGAGGAAGGGGAGGAGGAGGAAGGACGGCAAAUACGGAGAUCAUCUACUGUAGAAAAUCCGUUCGGAUUGUCUCUACUGGUAGAAUCUCUGAUUGUACCAGAGUGCAGUCGAGUCCCGGAUCAGGAUAG